Molecule: messenger RNA, 3491 nt
Organism: Carassius gibelio (silver crucian carp)
Lineage: Eukaryota; Metazoa; Chordata; Actinopteri; Cypriniformes; Cyprinidae
Gene: ercc5
Product: excision repair cross-complementation group 5
Exons: 15
Coding region: 28-3162 (1044 amino acids)
Biological process (GO): nucleotide-excision repair
Cellular component (GO): nucleus
Molecular function (GO): single-stranded DNA binding; DNA endonuclease activity
Source: RefSeq, a predicted model, not a curated record
UUUUUUUUGCAAGUGUGAGCAGAAGUGAUGGGAGUUCAUGGACUGUGGAAACUCUUGGAGAGCACAGGAAAACCUGUCAAUCCGGAAACACUAGAGGGGAAGAUCUUAGCUGUUGAUAUCAGCAUCUGGCUGAAUCAGGCGGUCAAAGGUGUGCGGGAUCGCGAUGGGAAUGCUGUUCAGAACGCCCAUCUCCUCACGCUCUUCCAUCGGCUCUGUAAGCUGCUGUUCUUCCGCAUCAGACCCGUGUUUGUGUACGAUGGAGACGCACCGCUGCUCAAGAAACAGACGCUGGCCAUCAGGAGACAGCGGAGGGAAGAAAUGAGCCGUGAGUCCAAACAGACCACUGAGAAGCUCCUCCGGACGUUCCUGAAGAGACAGGCCAUUAAAGCAGCUUUAGGGGAUCAAAGUCAAGAGGCGAUUCCCAGUCUGUCGUCUGUGAGACGAGAUGAGCAAGACGACAUGUACAUUCUGCCUGCACUUCCUCCUGAUGAGGACAGAGAGAAGAGCAGUUCAGAUGACGAAAGAGAUGGAGGCGAAUCACUGCAGACCUACAGCAGAUUCCAGGAAGAGGUCUAUGACAACCCUAACUCUGUAGACAUCAACUCUGAGGAGUUUUCCCUCAUGCCACCGGAGAUCAAGCACGAAAUCUUAAAAGAAAUGAAGGAAUUCAGUAAGAGGCGACGCACGCUGUUCCACAAACCCCCAGAGAGGUCAGGUGAGUUCUCGCAGUACCAGUUGGCGGGUCUCCUGCAGAGGAACAAACUCAACCAGCGUCUGGAAGGAGUGGAGCAGGAGAUGAACCAGCGCAGCUCUGGAGGAGUGGAGCAGCCGUACGGCCAGAACAAAGACCAUGAGAUGGAGAUCCGCCGUCUGGUGUCGGAGGACUCGUCACACUACAUCCUCAUCAAAGGGUCUCAGAAGAAAGCCAUCACUCCAGACAGCCGUCCGGCUCCAGCGCUGUGGUCCAGCUCUCCAUGGGAACCUAAAGGGAGGCCUAAAGGGAAGCCUGAGCCCUUGUGGCGGCCUGUGAAAGAGGAUGACGAGAACAAGCCUUCCUCCUCCACAUCCUGUGCUGAGGAGGAGCUGCUGGCGUCAGAUGGAGCACCUCCUUCUCCUCGCUCCCUGCAGGCCAUCCAGAGCGCCAUGAUGGACAGCAGCUCUGAAGAAGAAGCCGUGGCCACGAGAGGACAAAGGACAGCAGGAUCUGAAGAUAAAGAUGGACGCGUGUCGCCUCGAACUCUACAGGCCAUCCAAAGCGCCAUGAUGGAUCCCGCAGACGUCCACAAACGCAGGACGUAUGUCAUCACAAGCAGCUCAGAGGACGAGGAUGAAGCUGUGGUUCUUGACAGAAGCGUGGUCACGGAGGUGACUGGGGAUGGAGGUGUUUCUCCCAGGACUCUGUUGGCCAUACAGGAAGCUCUGGGAGACAAAGCUGUGGAGGUAACGGACCCGAGGAGCAGCUCUGAUGGAGAACAGGCAAAGGAGGUUCCUGGAAACAACAUUUCCUCACAGGAAGAGGCUUCAGGAUCCAAGAAUUUGUCCAGAACGCCGCUUCUUCUUGGUUCUGCAGUAUCUGAAAGGCGAGAGGAGAUGUGUGAGCCACAAGAUGCUGCAGUACAACUUCCUCUAAAGCAAAGACACCUGAGUGCUUCCUCUGAUGACAAACCUGUGAAUGCAGACCGAACAGAUCAGAUGAAGGAAAACAAAGUGAAAAGUGAAGAUGAUGAGGAAAGCAGCUCUGAAGAGAGUUUCAUCGAGGUGUCCGAUGCAGAGGAACCAUCUGAAACAGAAGAAUCUCACGUCAAAGCAGAAGCCUCAGAAGAGAAAGCGGAGGAAGAGGAGAGCAGAAAGGAAGAGUCCAGCAUCCAGAGCCCGGAUAAGAGUGAAGAAGUCAACAAGUCCAUAGAUGAAACUCCUCCUGCUGCAAGCGAGUGGGAUCACAUCGACGCGGAGGAGCUGCUGGAGCUGGACAGAGAACUGCAGUGUGAGCAAAUGAGCUUGAGAGAGCAGCAGCAGCAGCAGGAGCGCAGCAGCACCUCGGUCACCGGACAGAUGUACCAGGAGAGCCAGGAGCUGUUGCGUUUGUUCGGUGUGCCGUUCAUUGUGGCUCCGAUGGAGGCUGAAGCCCAAUGUGCAACGCUGGACCAUCUGGACCAGACGCACGGCACCAUCACUGACGACAGCGACAUCUGGCUCUUCGGCGGUCGUCAAGUCUACAAGAACUUCUUCAACCAGAACAAAUACGUGGAGCAUUACCAGUCCGUGGACAUGCAGAACCAACUAGGCCUGGACAGGACCAAACUGAUCAAUCUGGCAUAUCUGUUGGGCAGUGAUUACACUGAAGGCCUUCCAGGAGUGGGAUACGUUACAGGGAUGGAGAUCCUCAACGAGUUUCCUGGUGCUGGUUUAGAGCCUCUUGUUCAACUCAGUAAGUGGUGGACUGAAGCACAGGAGAAUAAGAAGUUGGUUGCCAAUCCCAAAUACACAAAGGUGAAGAAGAAACUGAGGAAUCUUCAGCUUCAUCCUGGUUUCCCAAACCCUGCUGUGGCUGAAGCUUACCUGCAGCCCACCGUCGACCAAUCAGAUGCCUCGUUCAGCUGGGGCCACCCUCACCUGCAGCUCAUCAAAGAAUUCUGUCAGAGCCGCUUCGGAUGGAGCAGCAGAAAAACUGAAGAAACGCUACAGCCAGUGCUAAAGCAGCUUCAGUCUCAACAGACGCAGCUGCGCAUCGAUUCAUUCUUUCGUCUGGAGCAGCAGGAGAGGCAGUCGAUCCAUAGCCAGCGUCUGCGCAGAGCCGUCACCUGCCUCAAGAGAAAAGAAAGAGAGGAGGAAGAGGAGGAGGAAGAAAGCUCUCCGUCUAAAAAGGGAAGGAACGGGGCCUCACAGCCGGAUGAGGCCCCUGCUACCACAGGGCCGUUAGCGGGAGGAUUCAUAGGGUCAGUGUGUCAUCAGAACUCACCUGCAGACACACUGGAUGAGACGAGAGGCGGAGUCAUGUCGCUGAUGUCAUCCAGGGCGGAGUCAAGCAGCUCUAGCUCAGAGGAUGAUGCUGAAUAUGGGAAGGGGGUCGCUAUGGUUACAGCACGCUCUGUGUUUGAGGGGAAAACGAGAGGAAGAGGGAAACGAGGAGGAGGAAGAGGAAGGAGCCAAAACAGAUUAUGAUUAAAAAAACACAUACAAAACAUACUUACUGAUGCCAUCAGAUAUGCAGAGUAAGUUUACAUGUGAAAUGUUGUCCUGAGCUGUCUAUGAGCUGUAUAAUUAACAUACUGUGUAAUCAUUUGAGAAAUGCCAACAUGGAAUCAUGUCAAAUUACCACAAAAAAAAGAGUAAUGCUUCAUCAGAACAGAUCUAUUAGCCUUCCAAAUAUUUAUGGUGCAUCAACAUCUCAGGUCUAUUGCUAUUUAUGUUUUUUACCAUCUUUAGAUGAAUUUGCAAAAGAACAGAGUUUGUUUUUUUUUUCACAUACAAUAAAAGUCUAAAAAACCUCA